Xiphophorus hellerii (green swordtail) is the source of this 1845-nucleotide messenger RNA. RefSeq names its product ARF GTPase 2b (gene arf2b). The record is from RefSeq and is a predicted model, not a curated record. The transcript has 5 exons. NCBI's taxonomy places the organism in Eukaryota, Metazoa, Chordata, Actinopteri, Cyprinodontiformes, Poeciliidae. The coding region runs from base 139 to 684 and encodes 181 amino acids. Gene Ontology annotation, molecular function: GTPase activity; GTP binding.
CUAUUUGCGCUGCGAUUGGCCGUGGCUUCAAAGUGGGAAGUACGCCGGUGUCUCCCUGGUUGCGCAAGACGCCAUUUUGGAGUGACAGUGAAAGAUAACGCAAAGAUCGGGUUGUCGUCUCUGUAAAGCUUUGCCAACAUGGGGAAUGUAUUUGCAAGCUUAUUCAAGGGCCUGUUCGGCAAAAAGGAGAUGAGAAUUUUAAUGGUUGGCCUCGAUGCUGCUGGAAAAACAACAAUCCUAUAUAAACUGAAGCUCGGAGAGAUAGUCACCACCAUUCCCACUAUUGGUUUUAAUGUUGAAACGGUAGAAUACAAGAACAUCAGCUUCACGGUGUGGGAUGUGGGCGGUCAGGACAAAAUCAGGCCGCUGUGGCGCCACUACUUCCAGAACACUCAAGGGCUUAUUUUCGUGGUGGACAGCAACGACAGGGAGAGGGUGAACGAGGCGAGGGAGGAGCUGUCCAGAAUGCUGGCUGAGGACGAACUGAGAGACGCUGUGCUGCUUGUUUUUGCAAAUAAACAGGAUCUCCCCAACGCUAUGAACGCUGCAGAGAUCACAGACAAGCUGGGCCUACACGCUCUCCGUCAGCGCAGCUGGUACAUCCAGGCCACCUGCGCCACCAGUGGAGACGGUCUCUACGAGGGCCUGGACUGGCUCUCCAACCAGCUGAAGAACCAGAAAUGAUCCAUUCCACCAGUUUUUUGUUUUGUUUUUCUUUUUUUUUUUUUCUUUGUUUGUGGUUUAUUUUUAUUAUUUUGUUUUCUGUUUCGACACCGCUGCAGCACCGGACCCCGGCCCCUCUGCUCCAUCUCUACCCCCGUUCCCCGGACCGACCCGGCUCUUUCUUUCGAGAACUUCCUUCCUGCUUUCUCCUCUUCCGUCUGUGCUCUCGGGGCUCGAGCCUGUGCUGCUUGUGUGUGUGUGUGUGUGUUUGCGGGUGGUGUGUGUGUACAUGGGUGAAUGAGUGUGUGUUCAGCGAGUGUGCGUGUGGGCAUGAAGGCGUCUCUGUGUGUGUGUCGGCUGGGAUUGGGAGUAACCCUGGCGUGCCUUUUACACACCUCCUGUGGAAUCAGCAGUCUGGUUUUCAAAACCCUUCUCCAUCCACCGACGUCAGCCUCCUCCCCGCUUGGCCUACCCCCACUCUCAGUCUUGCACGGCCCCCUUCUCCCCACCCUAACUCUGCAGAGGAAGCAUGGUUUUCAUACGGCAAAGAAAGAGCAAGGGUGUAGGCUCUCCUCACUUUAGUCUGAUCUGUGAUAAGUAGAAACGCUCACUCAGUGUAGAUCGAAUUCUAAAUGUUAAUUUUAACCUCCUUGAUUUUGAAACCCACCAGUAAGAGAUUCAAUAAAUUGCAUCUUAACCUGUAUCAGGUCAAAGCAAAAUCAAAAGAAAAAAAAAACACAGUUUGAAAACACAUGGGAAAAAAAAAUAGAAAAAAAAAGCAGUUCAUCCUCGGUCAUUCUAGUGUCAUUUGAAAAUCAUGCUGUUUGUUUUAUUAUUAUUAUAUUGGAAAUAUAGCAGAUUAUUCCUAUUGAUGGCUCUCCAGUGGACACUAACUUUCUCCCCGAAGCACAAGGCAAGCCAACAAUCUUCAAAUAAAAGUCAAAUUCUGUCAGUUUACGUAUGCAGCCCUCGUCUUUUCUGCUCCCUCGGUAAGCCCUCCUUUUAAUUCCCCGGAGUAAUUUGGAUCUUUGAGUCUGAUGAAUCAUUCUGAUGGCGUUCUCACACUCGUACUUAAGCCUGAGAACAGGAGCUUCACAUUAUUCCUUUAAGAGAUGUUACAUGUUUGUUUUUUUUCUCAUUAGUUUUAGCAUUUAUAUUGUACAAUGACUGCUGAACCAAAUG